AAUUCAAUAUGUUCCGAUUGGUGGUGUUGUCCGUUGUUCUUGCCGUUGCCGCUGCCGCACCGAAGCCCGGUUUGGUGCAUUCGGCCCCACUUGCCUACUCGACCGUCGUUGCUGCUGCACCGGCCCUCGUCGCCCAGAAGGAGAUCUCGUACCAGAAGAGCAUCAUCGAGGAACCGACCGUGGCGCACGUUGGCACGAUUGAGAAGUCCGUCCCGACCGGAUACUCGCACCAGAGCUUCACCCAGUACCACAACAAGCAGGUCGCUGAGCCGGUGUAUGCCGCAGGUGUGAAGAAGACCGUUGUGUCGACUCCGGUUGAGAAGACGACCUACGUCCAGGCUGCUGCUCCGGUCGUUCAUGCUGCCCCGGCCGUCUAUGCUGCUCCGGUUGAGACUGUCUACGCUGCUGCUCCAGUUGCCAAGACGUACACGUACGCUGCCCAGCCAAUUGCCAAGACCUACGUGCAGGCUGCUCCAGCUGCCAUCUCCUACGAGGCCGCUCCAGUGUCCUACGUUUCGGCUCCUCUGAAGACGUCCUACGUCAGCAGCUACCCGUCCGUGUACGCUGCCCCGGCCGUCUAUGCUAACGAAUGGCACUAAACGAACCUGACUGUGACUUACGAUCAAUUUUGGCGUUCAGCGAGCGAGAACACUAUUUUUCUCUUGUUCAACGUUUUGGGAUUGUUUUAUUGAAAG
Molecule: messenger RNA, 695 nt
Organism: Anopheles maculipalpis
Lineage: Eukaryota; Metazoa; Arthropoda; Insecta; Diptera; Culicidae
Product: cuticle protein 38-like
Exons: 1
Coding region: 9-599 (196 amino acids)
Source: RefSeq, a predicted model, not a curated record